CUUCCGGCGAUCAAACGCCCUUCACUUUUCUGCAUGAUGGACAAGGCAGCUAGAAAGUUCUUGAAAUGAAAUGACUCUUUCGCCUUAUGUCCUUGUCACCUUCGCUGGUGAUGCGCAUUGUUCCUGAUGAAGGGGAAGCUGUAGACUGGACAGCUCAUCACAAUAUUAUUUUCCGAGAUGUGUUGGUAUGUUUGUUGAUAUUUAGAGCUUCUUUCAACCGCAAUUUAAUGACAUGUUACAGAUGUAGGUUCAAGUGGCAGUGCUUGGCCGUGGCUGAAAACUACACUAGGAGACACGAAAAAUUGAAAAAUUACUAAGUGCUUAGCCUUUUUAUUUUAAUUCAUGCUCUUGCUUUUGGAAAAGCUGGAAAGGUAAACCCAUUUGCGACGAUAAAUUGCCAUCAAUGUGAUUCACCAUCAAGUGACAUACAAGCUUAGUUAAAGAACAUAUAACCACGAGGAAACAGUCAGCCAGAUUGAGGCAUUCUUCAUUUUGAGUUACUUCUUACUAUAUUUCUGUCUUCUCGUAAUACUUUCAUGGAUACUAAUUACCAGAAAACCGUCGUUGUUGCAUUUAUUUAAUUAUCUUUCACAAUUUGAAUCCAAUGUGCUUGACAGUCGACAUUUCUUCAUUACACUUGUAAUGAUACAAAAGUAAUUGAUACCUUAAAUGGCUAGAGAAAAUUCAAACAUGCAGCUAUUAAACUAAAAUAAUAUUGGUAAUUAAUUCCAAAUCAUGUGAUGUGCUUCUAGUGUCAAAAAACGGAUAAGCUUCUUUCAUGUACAUUAUUUAUGCUGACCAACCUCUUUACCUCCACUUUUGCUCGCUAAUGAGGUGUUUUGUUGUUUUGCAGGAGGCAAUAUCUCAGGUGAUGCCUCAUGCUACAGCCACUGCAUUUGAAUGUAUGUACAGUCAUUACUUAAAAACUAGUAGAUGGAGCUUUCUGUUCCACACUGAAAAGGUCAACAUAAAAUACAAGUCCACAUUGCUGACAUGUUCAGGGACUUUUGUAAUAAUGAUGAAAAGUAUAUAAAUUGAACUAUAUGAAGAUUACAUUCAUCAAUCAGUAUAUACCUGUGCUUUCAUACUGGGGAAAAAUAAUAACAAUCGUCAAGGUUUGUGUUUGCUUUCUUGAGAGUCUUAGAUUUAAAGCUGCAGCAUAUUCUAAAAUAUUGAAUUUUAUCCAUUCAAGUUUUCCACUAUUGUGUUUUUUUUCCACUGGAAAUAGAUGAAGAUGAAGAAGGAGAUAGAAUCACUGUUAGGGGUGAUGAAGAACUUCAGGCCAUGAUCAAUGGGGUAAAUUAUCAUGAUAAUGGUUAUAUUGACUGGAUUAUAUUUUAAAUUGAUGCAAACUCCAAUUGUGAUGGAUGGCAAAAAAAGUGAAUGUCAGAAUGCAUCCAUCUUGGCUAAAAUAAGAGUAUAGGUUUCUAUGUUUGUUUAACUUUUGGUGGUGUACAACUCAUUGAAAAUGUGAUACCAUUAUGAACAGAGGCAGAUGCAUCUACCUUCAAUACUUCAGUACUUUAGGGAAUGCAAAAUGAUGCCCUUGAGUCCUUAUUUAGAGAUGUUUGCUGAACAUUUAAAAUGUGUUGAAGUGACACUUGAUUAACAAUUUACUCAAUGUUAAAGACAUAGCUAAUUUAAAUUACCAUAAUUUUAAAUUUACUAGGAUCAAGUAAAACACUGACCGUGUACAUGUACAUAUUUCUGUAAUGUUUAUGUUGUCAAUUUUCUACAAAAAGCACAUGUGGAUGAACUGUGAAAGGCAGAGAAGAGGAGUACCACUGGAGCCAUUAAUGGUUUAUCCAAAAGGUAUUUGAUAGGAUGUUGUUAUAAUUAUAUGAACUGUACUUUUAAAUGUGCUUUCUUGUUUUAUUUUUUAUGUACACAGAAAGUAACAAUAUAUAUUAUGUGCUUCGAAUUGACUCAAGAUAGGAACUUUUAAUCAUAAACUUGUUUUUAUUUUGAAAUUGGUCUUAUAUGAUUUAAACUGAUUUCCAUCAAAACUUUUUGAGUCAGAUCUUGAAAAUGAUUUUAAAGCUAAUUGUACAUCAAAUUUUUCCUUGUACAGCUUGUAGAACUUCAAGAAGAAGGAAUUUUUGUGGAUUGACUGUAAGUACAGUUAUUACAUGUAGAUAGACAUGGCAGAUGUGAACUACAGUCAGGAUAGUUCUAAUUUACAUGUACAUUCUUCAGAGCUGUCAGCUAGAGCCACUUAUUCAUAAAUAACAUUUUCCUCUAGCUGUGAAUUAAUUCAUAGACUUUCAGAAAGUAACAUUAUUGUGAGCUGAACUAAUAAUUGAAAAUUGUGUGUCUGAACAUUUUGUCUAGGUUAACACAAAGGCAGCUCCAGUAAACAAUGCCAUACCAACUAAUGCUAAUCUCCCUACAGAAAGGUUAGUUGUUCCUAUACAUCUAGUUAUUAAGCCGAAUUUCAUUUAUGUCAACCAACUUUCUCUGAUUAGUACAAGUGAACACAAUUGUUGGUCAGUUUUUGUCUUACACCAUUUUCUUAUCUUUAAGCUCACACAAACCAGAGAGGGGGGACAUAAGGAUUAUCUUAGCAAAUGGUCAGGUAAGAGAGGUGAAUUUCCAGAAAUUGGUUCCUGCUUAAAAGAAGUAUCUACAAAAGCCUGAAGCAAAUUUAUCCAAGGAAAAUGUCACCAAAAAGAGGUGCUAAUUCAAAGAAGUAAAAAGAAUGGAUGAACUUUGAAAAAAUGGAAAAUAUACAUUUAUUGUAUCAAAAAAUUUCCUUUGAUUAAAAAUUUUUUCAAAAUACAUUUUAUUUUGUAUGAGUUAUCUAUUGUCUUGAAGGGUAAGACUAUACAAUUAAAUUAGAAGACAAAGGAAAUUGAAAAUCAAAUUGCUCUGAAAGAAUUGUUACACCAUGGAAAAUAAUGUAAAAUGAGAUACAAUACACUUAAUUGCAUAAAGUGAACCUUUUUGGCUGACAUACUGUACACCUGUAUGGUUUAAGGAGAUUUCAACAAAAGUUGAAACAUAUUUCUGAUUGAGUGCAAGAUUGGAAUGAAGUAGCCUGACAGUUGUGGAAAUUUGCUCUGUAAUCAUACAAGUGAUUAAUAAAAUUGGACAACCGUGAAGCGGGUAUCCAAUUUUUGUUAAUCACAAGUAUGAUUACAGACAGUAUUGGACGACAAGAAGUCCUGUCACCAAUUAGUCAUCACCAUAAUGAUUUCAAUUUCUGAAAAGGCAAAUACACCGAGAAAAAAUAUCUCCAGUGGAUACAAUGUCUUUAGUUAAAAAUUCCUCCAUUUUGGAAAUUCCCCAGUUUUUCUUUGGAUAAGUGAUUGUUGCUAUCAAUGAUUAUUUUGGUCAUUUCUGUGAUUGGUGGAUUAGCUAAGUGGACUUAGUAUGAUUGGCUGCUUCUGACCCUGUCUGAUAACAGGUGUCCAAUUACAGCCAACUGUCUGAUUACAACAGUACUGUACAAAAUGAUUAGUUAAAAAUGAAGCUGCAAAUUCACCUAUAAUAUGUGGGGAAUUUGCAAUGGUUAUGAUUAGUAGCAUAAUUCAAAUGCACUUGUUUUAUGUAACAAAAAUUGAUUGAACUUUUAGGAUUAAAUAAUUUCUAGCCCCCUAACUGUAUGCACUGAUGCAUCUGUAGGUAUCUCACACUGACAUACAGCAUCUAGACAUUUUGGGCCAUGGAAAUGGAGGAACAGUUUAUAGGUGGGUUAUUCACUCUUAAUUUGAUUUAAAAUUUUGAACAUCUAUUGUCAAAUGAACUGUAAGUGCUGUAACCACUUCAUGUAUAAAAAUUUUCUCUUUACUUAGCUUAUAACUGAAAAAAAUUUGCAAACAAAAACUGUGUUACUUUUGAGCACUGUGAUUGAAAACACUCAAAGAACCAUUCUGUCAAUUGCAGCUGAGCCUUUGGUUUUUUCAUUUGCUCAUGGCUAUUGUUCUGUUUAGGGCAUUACACACAAGCACAAGCAGAAUUAUUGCAGUUAAGGUGAGUGUCUGGAUGUGCUUUGAGGGUAGGUUUGUGUUAUACCCUCUUGAUUACCCACAACAGUUCCAUUUUUCAAACAUUAUUUUCUAAUAAAUUGCUUUUGUGGAAAAUUUACAUGUUAAGUGAUUUUUUUUAAAAAAUGCUUUGAACUGACAGAGUGCAAAUUCAUAAUUUGUUAAUUUAAUUUGUAACUUUGCUAUGAGUUUAAAUUGAUGUAUAAAUUUUACUUGUGUUAUACAUGUAUGUUUUUCAGUAAAGUUAUUGGAUCUGUUGAAGUUAAAAACUUUUUGCAGUAAAAGUAUAUUAAGAGCUGAAUGAUAUUACCUUCAGGUGAUUCCUUUAGAUGUAACUCCUGAUGUACAGAAACAGAUCAUUUCUGAAUUGGAAAUACUUUUUCAGGUAAAGUUGUAUUGUACAUUAUUUUAUUAUUCAACAUCUAUUUAAUUGUUCGAUACUAAUUAUUGUCCUUUUUUAACUGCUAUUUUUUUCAGUGCUCUUCACCAUUCAUUAUUGAAUUCUAUGGAGCAUUUUUUGUUGAAAAUAGGUAUGGUAUCCUUUCAGUCAAAUUAAAUGCAUCACUAUCCUCUCUUUUUACACUCUAUGGUGUUCUCCAGAGAUUGUUUAAUUGGUCAGCCUUAAAAAAAAUACUAGCCAGCAAAGGCUAAAAGAAAUUUUAGAUUGAGACAUAUAUUUCACUAGUUUGUUUACUGUAAACUCCAGCAUAUAGGUGUAUAAAAGCAAGCCACAACAAUAUUAUUACCAGGUGAAAAAAUGCUGGUAUUAAUUUUAAUGAUGCUAUUACCAACUGAAUAUUGAUUUGGUUUCAUUUGGUGUAUUUUUUCAUAGGAUAUCAAUUUGUACAGAAUAUAUGGAUGGUAAGAACUGUAUGAUAGGCAUUAAGAACUGUGCAAAUUAACCUCCUUGCUCCUUGAAGUUCAUAGAACUAGCUAAUAUUGCAGGACCAUGUUUUGUAUAUAGGGACUAGUUCAGAAAUUUGUUAAAUCCCAAGGCUUUUAAAGCCUAUUAUUGUAGGUGGGGGUACUCUCUAUUUCAAAACCACACUUCUACUAUUACACAUAAAUCAACCAUGUACAGGUAUAGCACAUGACCUUUUGUUAACCACCAGUUGAAAGCAAACAUUUUUUGUAAAAGUAAAACGCUAGUUUCCAUUUGAGGUCAACACCUUACAAAUCUAAAUAGAACCAGUUUAUUGACCAAUUUUUUUCAUUUUUUUUUUCAGGCGGUUCUCUUGACCAGUAUGGCUGGAUUCCUGAACCUGUUCUGGGAAGAAUUGCAGUUUCAGUGAGUGCUCUUAAAAUCUUUUUUUAAUUUUUUUAAUCAGACAUCAUUCUCCUAAACAGUUCAUAGCUGCAUGUACAUGUAACUUUAUGCUAUUUUUCAUGUUUUAUAGGUGGUCAAAGGACUCCUUUAUUUGUGGGAGCUAAAAAUUAUGCACAGAGGUAGGUAAUACAUGGUAUAAUACGUUAGUAAUUUAUCAAGAGUUCCAUUCUCAUACAUUUCUACAGAGCCUCUCACGAUCAGACUAAUGACUCCAUGUUUUUAUUGUAGAUGUAAAACCCUCUAAUAUUUUGGUGAGCACAAGAGGUCAAGUGAAAUUAUGUGACUUUGGUGUCAGUCGACAGGCAAGUAAAUUUGGACUCUAGGAUUUAAAAAAAGAUGUACAUAGCUAAAUGUUUUUGUAGAAUUUCAUUUCACAAAAUUGUUGCUUUCUUUACAGCUGGUCAAUUCAAUUGCUACAACUUAUGUUGGAACUCAUGCUUACAUGGCGGUGAGUUGAAGUUUUAACAACAUUAUACAGUAGAGGUUUCUUUUUUAUGAGAGGUGCAGUUAUUUUUAUUUUUUCAUCUAUUCAUUUACUUUUAUUGAGAAAUCACUGCAUCUGAUUUGCUUAGAACGAUGUUACAUUAUGUCGCACGUUACUUGAAUGUUUCGGCGAGGACCAAUAGACGACUCAUUUUAACUCCACAUUGUACUCAAAAUUCACGACACAGGAAACUCGCUCCUUCAGCAAUUUAUAGAUCCUCCGGGGAUCCCUCAGAAAAUGGAAUUUAUCUUAGAAAAUAAGUAAACAGGGGCUACAGUCAGAGGGAAGGCCUAUGUGGGUUGUGCAAUAUCUUACCUUGAUUCUCUCCCUGUAAGACUUAUAUUAUGCGCUUAUCGCUCACGUUUUGACCAGGUUUUUGAAAAACAAUGUAGAGGCUGGAGAAUAUUUUCGACGUCUUAAUAAAAAUGGUUCAGGCCAUCGAAAUUAAGCCAAAGAAUUCAGCGUCGUAGAGAGAGAGUUUCCUGCUCUUUGGUGCGCAAUUAACAGCUCGCUUGACUUUCCUUUGCGAUUCAUUACUCUCGUAUCUCUUACCUCAGCCCGAACGCAUACAAGGAGAUGAAUACAGCAUUCGAUCGGAGCUCUGGAGUCUUGGCGUGUCUCUUCUUGAGGUAAAGAAAACAUCCAAGGUUUUUUGACUGAAUUGAUCGUUUCGCAGUGAAAACACCGUCAUUGAAACAAACUGAAACUCGAUUGUUUUAAACUUUCAUUUUUAUUGCAGAUGGCUUUGGGAAGGUUUCCUUACCCAACGGUAAGAGGUUUAAUUUAUGGUGGUUGUUUAAAAAGAGUUUGGUGGUUUUUAACUGUCUUUCUACAGGAAUCUUUAAAAUGUGACUAAUUUCUUCUAAUUUUUUUAAUGCAUUUUUUGUUUAACAGGAGAGUCAUGGAGGCGCCGAAACGUUUCUGGUAACAUUGCAAUUUUAUUGGAAAUUUUUGUAACAUAUUGAUUUUGACUAAUUCGCUUUAGCGAGAAGUAUCUCGUCCCGCUGUUCGGGCAUGCGCACAGACAUCAACAGGCGUGGUCCACUUGGCCACAGCGCGGUGAUGUCCGCAUGGUUGACGAACGAAACACGCGACUUAACCGUGCAGUUCAUAACCAUAAGCCGUGGUUAAAGUUUGCUUGGUCAAAUGCACGAAACCCCCACACAGUAGCGACAAGAAGUCUCUUGUCAGUAAUAGUUUAAAGGUUUUAUUUCUCAAUUUUUUACCUCCCUUUUCGAAUAAGAUGGGUCAUUCAUAGCCAACUUCUUUCGACUUAAAGUAAUCAGGGAUCAGCCAAUGAAAAGGUCAUGCUUACAUGGAGUUUUGAAUAAUACACGCACGUCCCCCCCCCCGCCCCCCACAAACCCCUCAAACGAAACACGCGGGCGAUGUCCCUCUGAUUUAUUGAUUUAUUGGUAGGCGGUACUGUAGUCUCGACGUAUUACACGGCAGUAAUCCCUAACUCUGACUGUGAUUAUUAAGACGUAAAGUUCAGUUUCAUUUAAUUUGAUCGAAGUUACAAUAUAACGAAAGAGAGUGGUUGAAAAUGGUUGAUAAUAAUAUAUAUGAAAAAUAGCUUGAAACUACACUCUAAGGUCUUUUUACCAUCGCCACCAAUUAGUAAACAAUAGUGAAAACAACAGUGACAUCACAAGCGAUGAUAACAGCUUGAAAACCUGGGCUAAGACCAGCCUUUUGUGAUUCUUUUCACAGCCAAUAGCGUUACUUCAAUGCAUCGUUCACGAGGUGAGCAAAAUGUGUCUUGUUCUUCAUUUCAUGUUCAAUUGUAUUUCUGGAAAGGUGCUCGUAUUUCUUGCUAAGUUACCCCGAAAGGGAAGGUCAUUAUCAUAUUUGAUCUCCCAGUCAUGAAGUACUUCUCUUUUGCUUUAUAGUCCUUGCUCUACUGAAGGAUGCUUAGUUAUUUGCAUAGUUUGUUAUUUGUUUGUUUCUCUCCUCAUCUCAAGAACCCGCCACGGCUACCUGAGGAUAAAUUCUCACCAGCUUUUGUGGAUUUCGUGUCUCAAUGGUACGUUAUUGAGUUCCAAGAUCAUCGUGUUGUGCGUGAUGUUGUUUUCAAGCUUGAAAACAGCAAGGGGAAUUCACAUGUCUAGAAAGAUUUUGAAUUAAGCCAAGGCACGUGCUGAACGGUUCAGGCCUUCGGUAUGUAUUUGCAUCUAUUUCACGACCGUGAUAGGCAAUUCGCUGUCAGAUCGCCUGUCGGAUGUUACAACUGUAUUGCAGCAUCUCUUCAAUUUUGACUACGUGGCUCAAGGCUGCACUUAGGGUGGUAGUGCUAUUAGUGCUGCUCAUGCGUAGCUCGAUUCUAAGUGAUUUUAUGUGUGUGUCUGUAUGUGUUUGGGGGGGGGGGGGAAAGGGUGAGUUACUUUACAGGUGCUAAUUAACACACCCUGGACCGAAUUUCUUUACGUCCUCGCGGUUGUGUGUUUUCUCUGAAAUAUCAUUUACUACACAUAAGACUAUUUUAAUUUUCUAUUAGCAUGCAGAAAAAUCCCAUAUCGAGAUUGACUCCAGAAGCGGUUUUGGUGAGUCAAAAUUAAUUAUCUUAAGUAUGCACACAUUGAGUUUGUCUCAUAUUUUCCCUCUUGUUGUUAUCACGAUUCAUUCGCUUACCAGAUCUGUUUGUGUUUUCUGUGAACUGCAGGCUCAUCCUUUCAUUGCAUCAAAUGAUGAUGGUAAUGUGGAUAUGAUAUCUAUGUGGGUUUGUCGCCAGCUGGAACAGAGACGGUCAUGUGCACAGAGUAUGGACUCACCUAAUUCCGAAUCAUCCUGAUUACAUCCACACCACUUGACUUUAUGUAUAAAAAUAUACAUUAUUUUCUAGUUUAUUUUCUAGUUUAUUUUCUAAGGAAAUACGUUUUGAAAAAAAACUCUGAGAUAAAUCUUUGGUUACCACGAUUAGGAACUGCUUUGUCGCACCGAGACUCCAACGCAAGAAACACGUUGCUUAUGGUUCCCAGACGAAAGCGGCCAUGAUCAGUGAUCGUGUUUUUUGGUUCUGUUCAUCACUAUUUUUGGUGCAGUUCGUCACUGUUUAAAUAGUCAAUUAUGAAGAUAAAGGAAGCCGUCAAAGUGUACAAAGAAUAACUUUUAUUCGGCAGAUAAAUGAGCUCUUAAACCAGUCUGUGUGCCAACAGUGUUCAUGAAGUGGAGCUCUCAAAAACUAGUACGUUUUGAAGAACCAAUAAUGCCCGUUUACGCUGUUAAUUGUUAUUUUAACAGUGAAAUCAAUUUUACUUUAAAAUACGAUUUUCUCCAGACUAAGAGUAGUAUGAAUGAUUAGCUUUUAGACGAAAUUUGAAGUUAUCCUUACAAUUAAAGAAUGCGUAGAAC
Pocillopora meandrina is the source of this 9148-nucleotide messenger RNA. NCBI's taxonomy places the organism in Eukaryota, Metazoa, Cnidaria, Anthozoa, Scleractinia, Pocilloporidae. The record is from the annotation of a GenBank genome assembly.